This is a messenger RNA of Daldinia caldariorum, 1389 nucleotides long. RefSeq names its product bacteriocin-protection, YdeI or OmpD-associated-domain-containing protein. The coding region runs from base 249 to 986 and encodes 245 amino acids. The transcript has a single exon. NCBI's taxonomy places the organism in Eukaryota, Fungi, Ascomycota, Sordariomycetes, Xylariales, Hypoxylaceae. The record is from RefSeq and is a predicted model, not a curated record.
GCCUGCAUCCUGAUUCGCUAGACUGCACUGCCCCUUUCCGCAAUAGGUACCCCUAGAGGCCCCCGCCGUUUACAAAGUACCUUAGCUGCUUAGGUUAGGUACUUAGCAGCAAAUCCUGAUCGCGCACAUCUGUCACAACCAACCCAAUAACUCAAUGGCUGUUUCACCUAUAUCGAGUUCAGCAGCCGCGCUAGGCGAGAAGUCGCAUUCCUAUCUCUCGUUGAGCACCUAGAACUAUUAUUUUAGUCAUGCCCGUACAACUCCCGGUCCUUACUAUUGCCGAUGCGGCGGCGUGGUCAAGCUGGCUAUUUCGCAAUGGAGGCACUUCAAAGGGUGUGUGGUUGACCCUGGCUAAGAAAGGUGCCACGACACCGACCUCACUCACGUACGCCCAAGCACUUGAUGAGGCACUCUGCCACGGCUGGAUUGACGGACAAACCCGCAAGGGCGACGGAGAAAGCGCAGUUCCGUCUUACGCGCAGCGGUUUACGCCGCGUGCCCCACGGAGCUGCUGGUCCAAGCGGAACGUCGAGCAUGUAGCGCGUCUUGAACGUGAAGGACGAAUGACGGAGGCGGGACGACGCGCCGUCGAAGCUGCUAAGGCAGACGGCCGCUGGGAAGCCGCAUACGCUGGGCAAGCGACCGCAGAGCUGCCGGAAGAGUUUCUCGUCGCGGUCGCAGCCGUACCCGCAGCACAAGCCACUUUCGACACGCUAUCGCGGCAGAAUCGCUUCCUUAUGUACUACCGCCUGAAGUCAUUAAAGACUCAAGCUGGACGCGAAAAAAGGAUUGCCGCAUUUGUUGAUAUGCUAGCUCACGGGGAGGUGCCGUAUACCCAAAGAGCUUCUGUGCAGUCUCCGGGCCCAGAAAAAUCGAGUAUUACUUCAACUAGAAAAGAGAAGAAACCAUCAAUGUCUAACGUUCGCCAAGAAAUCCGAAGAUCUGCACGCGUGUCUCAACGCGCAAAAAGGUCUUCCGAAGAGUGAGCGUAUGCCAUGAACGAUAAUGUACCUAAAGAUUGGAAAUUAAAGGAAGCUUUAUCGGAAGGUUCAUGUGUUGUUCUGAUGCUAUUGCUUUCGAGAAAGGAGACGAAAGGGAGGGAAAUACCAAUAUCGCAAUUCCUUAGUUGCUUACCUCCUUAGGUUUUUAACUCAAUCAGCGACCGGCAAAGAAAUUACACUAAACAGUACCCAGAUCUCUCGACACUCUCGGCGCUGAGCCUCUUUCGAUUACCUAGGUAGGUAUAUAAUAAGAUGGCAACGUGGAUAGCAUACGUACUGCAUAUUACUGCAAGUAUUAGUUAUAAACACAUACUUCCAUUGAAGGUACGUAUUAACUCCGUGGAUUAGGUACCUCCGUUCAAGAUUUCGGAUCUGAUAAGAUGAAGAC